Messenger RNA from Helianthus annuus (common sunflower), 953 nucleotides. RefSeq lists its product as uncharacterized. The record is from RefSeq and is a predicted model, not a curated record. Lineage: Eukaryota; Viridiplantae; Streptophyta; Magnoliopsida; Asterales; Asteraceae. The transcript is spliced from 2 exons. The coding region runs from base 1 to 780 and encodes 259 amino acids.
AUGAUUAAACAUGUGUCAGAUCAUGAUACCAUAUCAGAGGAUUCAGACGAUCCAGAACAUUAUUCAGAUAUAGUUUAUUCGGAAGGUGAGGCCAUAGGGGAGAUCUAUGUGAAGGGUUCUGAUUCAUGGGAGUCCCUUGGCAAUUUACCCUUCUCUCCCCUUACUAUUUACGAUCCAUGCCACUUGGAAAAAGCUGUUCAUUGGAUAUGUGCAGACGUGACCAUUCCAAAUCUCAUAGUUUCCUUCAAUUUCGAGACUCAUGAAUUUGGGGAAAUUCCGGGCCCGGCCCAUGUGGGAAAGACUCAUGCAAAUCCAUUUUAUGAUUUAAACCUGGUUGUUCUUGGUAACCGUCUUUCAGUUUUUGAUCGUUUUACAACAAGACGAAUGUUUAAUAUUUGGGUAAUGAAGGAGUACGGCGUGAAGGAUUCAUGGAGUAGAGAAUUUGUGUUUGACACCACUGCUUGUGGUGUAGAUCUCUACCGUUUUUGUACACCUGUAACAUGCAGAAACGAUGGGGAACUUGUGGUGGUGAGUGUUCAUGGUUUAAUUGUAUUUUAUGACUUGUUGAAGAAGACGGGUAGAAUCGUAGAUCACCCGCCACUUAUAUUUCCAACUGGAGUAGUGAUGCAUACUCCUAGCUUAAUGUCAUUGAGGGAUGUUGUGAGAGGUACCAACUUGGAAGUGGUAAAUGUGGCACCAAGGCUUGCUGAUCCAAAUUCGAGCGCGCGUAACAAUCUAGAGAUAUCAACUUUCUCAGAGGAGGCCGGGGCUGCAAAUUGAACCGUUGGAUGUUCCUAUCCUAACCGCUGUCAUCUGAUCUGACUAGCUGCAUAGCGGGUUGAUCGUGACCUUAAGGGGUUCAAUCCUAGUAGUUUUGUACCAACAGUUUAUUACCUUAUGUGUUCUGGUACUAGUUUUUAAUGUUUAAAUGUUUGAUGACUUUUGUUUGGUUU